Messenger RNA from Numida meleagris (helmeted guineafowl), 2504 nucleotides. RefSeq names its product SH3 domain containing GRB2 like 2, endophilin A1 (gene SH3GL2). The transcript is spliced from 9 exons. The coding region runs from base 162 to 1223 and encodes 353 amino acids. Gene Ontology annotation, molecular function: protein binding. NCBI's taxonomy places the organism in Eukaryota, Metazoa, Chordata, Aves, Galliformes, Numididae. Gene Ontology annotation, biological process: synaptic vesicle uncoating. The record is from RefSeq and is a predicted model, not a curated record. Gene Ontology annotation, cellular component: cytoplasm; presynapse; glutamatergic synapse.
GCAGCGCGGCCGUCGCCUGACACCUCCCAGCGCCGGGCGUGCGGGGCUGCGGGCAGUGGGUAGCGGCAGCAGCUCCUCGGCGGCCGGACCCCGGCCCCAUCGCUCCUAGGCGCCGCUCGGCUCCGCUCGGCUCCGCUCGGCUGCAUCGUGCCGCCCUCGCCAUGUCGGUGGCCGGGCUCAAGAAGCAGUUCCAUAAAGCGACCCAGAAAGUAAGUGAAAAAGUAGGAGGUGCAGAAGGAACCAAGCUAGAUGAUGACUUCAAAGAAAUGGAAAGGAAAGUGGAUGUUACCAGCAGGGCAGUUAUGGAAAUAAUGGCGAAGACAAUAGAGUAUCUUCAGCCCAAUCCAGCUUCCAGGGCUAAACUCAGCAUGAUUAACACUAUGUCCAAAAUUCGAGGCCAGGAAAAGGGACCGGGUUACCCUCAGGCUGAAGCCUUGCUGGCAGAUGCAAUGCUGAAAUUUGGCCGAGAACUUGGAGAAGAAUGCAACUUUGGACCAGCGCUUGCAGAUGUGGGAGAAGCAAUGAAGGAGCUUUCUGAGGUCAAAGACUCUUUAGACAUGGAAGUUAAACAAAACUUCAUUGACCCACUUCAGAAUCUCCAUGACAAAGACCUGAGAGAAAUACAGCAUCACCUAAAGAAAAUGGAGGGUCGACGUCUGGAUUUUGAUUACAAGAAGAAAAGACAGGGCAAGCUCCCUGAUGAAGAGCUUCGCCAAGCUCUGGAGAAAUUUGAUGAAUCAAAAGAAAUUGCUGAGUCAAGCAUGUUCAACCUUCUGGAGAUGGAUAUUGAACAGGUGAGCCAGCUUUCUGCUCUUGUACAAGCCCAGCUGGAGUACCACAAGCAGGCCACACAGAUCCUUCAGCGAGUUACUUCUAAGCUGGAAGACAGAAUAAAAGAGGCAUCAUCUCAGCCCAGAAGAGAAUACCAGCCCAAACCUCGUAUGAGCCUGGAUUUCACAACUGGUGGUGACAAUACUCAGCACAAUGGAGGAAUAUCCCACGCCACUACUCCAAAACCAGCAGGUGCUCACAUGGAUCAGCCAUGCUGCCGAGCUCUGUAUGACUUCGAACCAGAAAAUGAAGGGGAGCUGGGAUUUAAAGAGGGUGAUAUUAUUACCCUCACUAACCAGAUUGAUGAAAACUGGUAUGAAGGGAUGCUUCAUGGCCAGUCAGGUUUCUUCCCCAUCAAUUAUGUUGAUAUUCUAGUUCCUUUACCCAAUUAGGAUAGCUGAUCCACCACUUCUGUCCCAGAUAGUAAUGUCCAUACCACUGCUUUCAAAAUGCUGCUUCUUACACCUUACAAGUGCAAACUGCAGUGGUUAGAAUCGUCAAGUCCCACUGAGCAUCUUUGGUUUAUGUGUUGUCAUACUACGUAGUGGUGAUGCGUGGUAUCUUCUGAGCCAACACAGUGUGGGUUAGAUCACUUGGCCAUGCUGGCCUGGUGGUAACCAGAGUACUGCUGAGGUGAAGCUGGGAAGAUGAUGGCGAGCCAAACAGGUAACUCAUGGUGAAGUAGCAGGAAGUGAAGGCAGUAUUGGGAAGAUAAUGCCUAUCACCACUGUAUUACUUUUCAGUCUUAGUUCUCUGUAAAAAGAGGGAAAAGUUCUUGCCAUUCCAUCUUUCCCUUCCUAGUGAUACAGUUCACACAGGUCUAACCAUGACUAACAAGAAUUUUAUAUUCUGACCAAAAUGGCUUGCUAUUCUCACAGAGACGGUAAAAAUGUAGACUCUCUGGUUUCUCAGAAAGUGAACCACUGUACUGUGUGCCCUUCUGGUCUCUGCUCAUUUUUGUAUUUUUGAUUGUUAUUAAAAGACCUAUUUCCACCUAUAGGUAAACUUUGAACCAUAAAAAGGGGAUUCCUAUAGUAAAAAGCUUGAACCACAAACUACAUGAAGUUGCCCUUCAGAAACUUUGAGCAUGCUCAAUAAAAUGCCAGUAGAAGGGCAAGAUGGGGGAUAAAACUGUUGUGUUAACUGUUUCUUGUCAAGUUUUGGCACAAAAUCAUGCUGCUUAAGUACCAGAUAUAGUUUUUGUAAACUCAUUCACUGUGGAGGAAAACCAACCAAAUACAACCUUCCCUACUUUUAUUUCUGUCUACCAUGUGUUCUUCGAACAUCAUUUGUGUGUAUUCUGCCCUCAAUGAGGACUAAAUGAAACUUUUUUCUUUUUGUGUUGAGCAAUUAAGGACAUGUGGCUGCAUAUGCAAAAACAUUUCCCCAUAUGAUUAGUUCACUCUUUUUUUUCCUCCUUACUGCACUUGGUGUGUACAGUGCUGUGCCUAGCUUCUCAGCGUUCUUUCAGAUGCAAAAGUUCUGUUAGUUUAGUUAUCCAGAGUUCUAUUUAUCUAAACUAUAGAGACUCUUUCAGAGGUUUAAUGUGCUGCUUUGUACGUGCCACUUCAGUACUGGAUGAUGUGAAAUUAUGACAAUUCCCUACUGCUUAAUAUAUAAACUGUAUCCUGGAAUAUUGAUAUUUCAAAUAAAUGCUGAGAGAAUAACUAGAA